AUGCCUGUAUUUGUACAAGUCCAGCCUGCUGCCCCAGAGCUGGUGUCAGCCGUGGCGCUGGACAGCUCCUCUGUCAACAUCAGCUGGGUUGCCACGGACAACGGGAACAGCAGCAUCCUCUACUACCAGGUGGAGUACAAACUCAGUGAUGCGCCGGUUUACACCGCCCUCCCUGACCGUAUCCCAGCUAUGGGCAACACCGGCUGGUUUGUCAUCGAUAACCUUGAGCCGGCGGAGUUGUACUACUUCCAGGUCCGAGCUUGGAAUAUCAUCGGUAUCAGCCAACCAGGAAACGCUCUGGAGGUCCAGACCUUCGCUGCAAGCCCUUCAGCCCCCAGAAACCUGCAGGUUCCGUAUAAGAACUCCACAGCUGUGCAGCUGAGCUGGGAGAGACCACAGCAGAGGAACGGAGAUGUGCGGGUGUACGAACUGCAGUACAGGGACCAGGGGUCACAGGAUUUUGACUCGAUCGAGGUUGUGUCGUCCAGUCCCACCACGACCCAGCUGGUGGUUAACCUCUGGCCCCUGACCUUUUAUAACUUCCGUGUGCGAGCGGCGACGGUGUGGAACGGAGAGAGACUGUGGGGGAACUACAGCAGCUUUCUACAGGUGCAGACCAACCCUGGAGGUAAGCUGUCAAUCUAUCAAUCAAUCAAUCAAUCAAACAAUCAAUCAAUCAUUAUGACGAUUUGGAACGGAGAGAGACUGUGGGGAAACUACAGCAGCUUCCUACAGGUGCAGACUAACCCUGGAGCCCCGUCAGCAGCCCCUCAGAACGUCCAGGCCACAGCAAACUCCUCGGACACGAUUCUGGUAGAAUGGCGUGAGAUCCCCUUCAGCCUUCAGCACGGCGUGAUCACAUCCUACACCCUGCGCUACAAACGCACAGACAACGGCGAGGCGUGGAGCACCAAGACGCUCGGCCGCCCGGAUACGGCAACCUUCCUGUCGGGCCUGAAGCCAUACAGGGAGUACAGGAUACAGGUGCAGGGGAUAAAUGCAGAGGGGUCAGGACCCUUCUCUGAUCCUGCUGAGGCACGGACCUUCCAGGCUGCCCCAACAGGUGCUCCUACAGAUGUCAGUAUCACAGGUGUGUCUCCAACAGCCAUACAAGUCACCUGGCAGCCUGUAAGUGCAGAGUUUCAGAACGGUGUGAUCGGAGGUUACCGCCUGAAGUUGGAUGGACGGGAGCACACGUACGUGGCCGACGCAGGGAACAGGGCGGUGACGAUUGGAGGACUGAGGCCGUGGACAGAGUACCUGGUGGAGGUGGCUGCCGUGAACGUUGGCCUGAAUGUAACGGGACUGUACAGUGCUGCCAGGAUGGGCAGGACUCUGGAGGAUGUCCCCGGCCCCAUCUCAGGCCUGACCGCCGAGGUCCUCUCCUGGAGCUCCGUACGGUUGUCAUGGCUACCCCCGGCCGCGCCCAACGGCGUCGUCACGGGUUACGUGGUCGGCUACGUCCCCAUUGGUCGGCACCUCCCCACCACCCGGCAGCCAACCACGGCCCAGACGACGGAGCGAGCGCAGAAUGGGACCAGCGGGAACAACACACAGGGGGAGGAGCCUACUGACACCUCUGCCUCCAGAGUAACCCGAGACACAGGCCCCACCUUUGACCUUGACCUUGAGAACGCGACCUUGAUCACCAUGGAGACGAGAGAGACCAGUAUAGUCCUGGAGGGCCUGUACCCCAGUACAGUGUACCAUGUACAGGUGGUGGCCAAGACUGGAGCUGGGACUGGUAGUACCACUGUCAACAUCACUGCUACUACAUGUAAGUAA
Messenger RNA from Branchiostoma belcheri (Belcher's lancelet), 1785 nucleotides. RefSeq names its product protein sidekick-2-like. The transcript is spliced from 10 exons. The coding region runs from base 1 to 1785 and encodes 594 amino acids. Gene Ontology annotation, molecular function: transmembrane-ephrin receptor activity; protein binding. Gene Ontology annotation, biological process: axon guidance. Gene Ontology annotation, cellular component: neuron projection. Lineage: Eukaryota; Metazoa; Chordata; Leptocardii; Amphioxiformes; Branchiostomatidae. The record is from RefSeq and is a predicted model, not a curated record.